This is a messenger RNA of Nematostella vectensis (starlet sea anemone), 901 nucleotides long. RefSeq names its product chromatin modification-related protein MEAF6. Gene Ontology annotation, cellular component: NuA4 histone acetyltransferase complex. Bases 45 to 620 code for a protein of 191 amino acids. The record is from RefSeq and is a predicted model, not a curated record. The transcript is spliced from 9 exons. NCBI's taxonomy places the organism in Eukaryota, Metazoa, Cnidaria, Anthozoa, Actiniaria, Edwardsiidae.
UAGCAUUAACAACAUCCGGGAUAUCGAUAACGAAAUCAACCAAAAUGGCGACGCCAAACAAGGCGACAGAUACCCGAACAGAACUCGCUGAACUGAUAAAAAAACGAGCCGAAAUUGCGGACAGUUUAGCUAACCUUGAGCGACAGAUAUAUGCCUUUGAAGGCAGUUACCUUGAAGACACUCAGCUAUAUGGAAACAUCAUCAGAGGCUGGGACCGGCUGCUAACCAACAACUCUAUAAAGCAACCAUUAUCCAAGGGCAAAACAGUAACGAGGAAUACCAACACUAAAGUUGAGAGAAGAAAUAGAAAGUUCAAAGAUGCUGAACGUCUAUUUUCGAAGUCCUCCAUCACCUCACUAGCAGCAAUAGCUGCAAGUGGCUUGACGGACACUCAACCUGAGAAAAAAGAUCAGUCUCAGUCCGAUACUCAGAUAAAUCACAAUUCACACCACAAUCAUCAUCAGCAUCACUCUCACACAUCACACAUCGGCAAAGUUCAUAAAGCAUCUCAUAAGAAAAGAAAACACAAGCGACACAGGAUUGAACUGAGAGUUAAGAAGGCAGGACACAGAUCUAGGGAGCCCAGUAUAGACGGACAAGAGGAAGAACUUGAAAACUAAAAGUGGACCUAUGCCAUCAGAAUAUCGAUAACUGAGGUAGCUGCUAGUAUACUAGAGGUAGCUGUGUAUACAAGCCUGCUCAGAUCCAAAAUGCUAUUUGGCACAGUGAUGGAAAUCUCAUGUAAACUACUGUGAAAGCUCUUCAAACCUGGGGCCCAAAUAAAAUAAAUCUGCCAUCUCUUACUAUGCCUUUUUUCCCAACUAGACCAACUAUUUGAUAUCUGACGGAUGGAUAAAGAUAAUCACCCUAACAUUAUUGAACAAGCCAAUAACCCCCCCCC